GUCUCAAAUCAUGGCCCGACCCGAAUAAGAGAAAAUUCCGAUUCCCUGCCGGGUCUCGCACUACAACCAUAAUCAUAUGGAGGUUCGGUGAAUCGAUCCAAUUUCAACCGUUGCGAGAAAGAACUGGAAGGAGCCGGACAUGGCUGCCAAUUUCUGGACUUCAUCGCACUACAAACAGCUUCUGGACCAAGAAGAGGUGGAUGUUGUGCACCCUCUUGACAGGGAAAAGGGCAUCACUCUCGAAGAUUUCAAGCUUAUUAAGCUUCACAUGACCAAUUGCAUUGGGAGGUUGGCUAAUGGUGUGAAAUUGAGGCAAAGGGUCGUAGCUACUGCCGUUACAUACAUGAGGCGGGUUUACACCAAGAAAAGUAUGACUGAGUAUGAUCCGCGCCUGGUGGCUCCAACCUGCUUGUACUUGGCAUCAAAAGCAGAAGAAAGCAUGGUGCAGGCUAGAAUUCUUGUAUAUUACAUCAAAAAAAUAUAUUCAGAUGAGAAGUAUAAAUAUGACAUCAAGGACAUACUUGAGAUGGAAAUGAAGAUUUUGGAAGCACUUAAUUAUUACUUAGUUGUGUUCCAUCCUUACCAUGCACUAUCUCAGUUGCUUCAAGAUGCCAGCAUGAAUGAUACAAGUCAUAUAUGUUGGGGAAUUAUCAAUGACACAUACAAGAUGGAUCUAAUUCUCAUACAUCCUCCACACUUGAUCACACUAGCUUGCAUAUAUGUUGCAAGUGUGCUCCAAGAUAAAGAAAGCACUGUCUGGUUUGAAGAGCUUCGAGUUGAUAUGAAUGUGGUGAAAAACAUUGCGAUGGAGAUACUAGAUUUCUAUGACAGCCACCUAAAGAUCGGAGACGAGAGGGUAAAUGCUGCCAUGAAUAAGCUUCCUCCAAAACCAUAGAUUGUUGGCUCAUCAGCUACUCUCUUUGUAAAUACCUUGCAUGGUAACAUAUUUACUGGGACUUGUGGUCUUAUUAUUGAGUAGCAACUUUCUUGUUGGCGGGCUACAUUGAUCGGUGCGCUCCAGGCAGGGUAGCUUUUGUUGUGAGAUUACUGUGUGAUAUUCAUGAGAAAAAUGGCAGGCACUAACAAUAGUUCAUCAGAGUCCUCUUCAAUGGGAAGUUGGAGUUGAUCAGUCUGUAGCAUGGCUUAAAAUGUUUGGCUGUCAAAGCUUGUAGAUAUCUUCUUUGACAAUAGGGUCCCUUGAGAACAGAACAAUCUUCCAUGGCAUGUUAGGCCUUUUGUAAAUCAGCAGAUCUUAAUGUAGCUUCAAGUAUGUUAAAGAGUUACUAGCAUUGACUUCUCUCUUGAAUAGUUAGUUACUGGAAGGUGAGAUGAGCAUACUCAUGUUCUGAAAGUUAUUCUGACUUUGCUUUUAAAAUUUUUGUGGAAUUCUGAUCUUCCAGAUCAUUUUCUCAAGGCAAAGUGGCUGUAGUUCUGUAUCCAUGCAGAUGCAGAUGGCAGAAAGAGAGAAGGGUGGCAACAACCCAGUCAACCGAUUCAAAUUAACUAUAUAGUCAAGGAUGAAAAGGAAGAAACCAAACAGUCCCUGUCAAGGUGGUAGUUCAAGUGAUUACUGAUGGGGGUGGCAGAGUUUUUACCGUUGAGAAUUUGAAUUUUGGGGAUGCACUUUCAAUACCUCUUGUGGUUGAGUGGUAUCUAGGUUAUUCGGUCUACAAGUUUAAUAAAGUGAGAAGUUGUAAUGUUACUAAAAAAGCCUUAAUAUGGGAGCGUUACUUGAGAAUAAUAGAAGAUUAUUUGUAGAUUGAAUUUUUA
Diospyros lotus (date-plum) is the source of this 1770-nucleotide messenger RNA. Its product is annotated as cyclin-C1-2-like. The coding region runs from base 140 to 895 and encodes 251 amino acids. Gene Ontology annotation, cellular component: nucleus; mediator complex. The transcript is spliced from 9 exons. NCBI's taxonomy places the organism in Eukaryota, Viridiplantae, Streptophyta, Magnoliopsida, Ericales, Ebenaceae. Gene Ontology annotation, biological process: positive regulation of transcription by RNA polymerase II. The record is from RefSeq and is a predicted model, not a curated record. Gene Ontology annotation, molecular function: cyclin-dependent protein serine/threonine kinase regulator activity.